Molecule: messenger RNA, 318 nt
Organism: Aspergillus calidoustus
Lineage: Eukaryota; Fungi; Ascomycota; Eurotiomycetes; Eurotiales; Aspergillaceae
Source: the annotation of a GenBank genome assembly
AUGCAGCCCUCCGACGACAGCCAGAAGAUCCACCUCGAGCACCUAGAGGGCCUAAACGACGACUCCAUCAUCUCCUACGCGACAAUGCACUUCCCACUGGAAGAACCGACCAUCGAAUGGACCGACGAGUCCUCUGCCGAUCUAUGCUAUUCGUCUGCAGAGGUUGGAAAACACGCCCUGGAAGCCUUUACACACGAUGCGAAAACUUUGGAGGAUGGCGAUCACUUAACCGCAGAGAUCCCAGAUCUAAGGCCACGGUCGGGCGUCCAGAGACAUUCCGUGGAAGAACCGACGCCCCGGAUCUUGAUUCCCAGAUAG